Messenger RNA from Erigeron canadensis, 966 nucleotides. Its product is annotated as protein FAR1-RELATED SEQUENCE 5-like. Gene Ontology annotation, biological process: regulation of DNA-templated transcription. The transcript has 2 exons. NCBI's taxonomy places the organism in Eukaryota, Viridiplantae, Streptophyta, Magnoliopsida, Asterales, Asteraceae. The record is from RefSeq and is a predicted model, not a curated record. Bases 1 to 966 code for a protein of 321 amino acids.
AUGAAAGAGUUUAACUUGGAAGAUGAUGUAUGGUUUAAACACAUGUAUGAGAUAAGAAACUCAUGGAUACCAGCAUACUUUCGAGAAUUGGCGAUGUCAGGUCUAAUGAGAACGACUUCUCGAUCUGAAAGUGAGAACUCUUUUUUUAACAAUUUCACAAACCCUUAUGCCACAUUGGUACAUUUUAUGAUGUCUUAUGAAUCUGCAAUGGAGAGGCAAGGAUAUAGAUUGGAAAUUUUAGAUCAUCAAUCACACAACAAGCAGCCAAGAAUUAUGACUGCAUUGAAUUUUGAAAGGCAGGCUUCCAAGUUGUACACACGGAAAAUAUUUCUGUUGGUUCAAGAAGAGAUAAAACAGUGUCUUUAUAAUUGUUCUCAGAUAAGUGUUUCUAAUGAAGGAAGUAAUGAAGUAAUUAUUAUUAAAGAGAACAGAGAGAUCAACAAGAAACCAGAGAAAAAACCUCCAAGAAAUAAGAAAAGAAAAGAAUAUGAGGAUGAAGAUGAAGAUAUUGUUGAAGAUAUAGUAACUGUGCACGAAGAAGACCCCGAAGAUGGAAUUGAGGAAUCAACAAAAAAUGCAAAACGACAUACUGCUUGCACAUCUGGAACUACAGCUCUGAAAAGGAUAUACACAUUUAAGCACAUAUUUUGUAUGUUUAAAGCAAAUGAUAUUCAAGAAAUUCCAGAAAAAUACAUUCUUAGAAGGUGGAGAAAGGAUUUAAUACCACCAGGAAUGCGUACAAGAAGAAAAAGGUUCGGUGAGUCGAGUGAAGAAUGUGAAAAGCUUGCUAAUGAGUUGCAUUUCAAUGUAGAGAAUUGUGUCAGCAUAUUAUCAAAAGAUAUACCAAAACUUUUUGAUUUUGUUAAGACAGUUAGAGAAUUGAAAGACAAGAUUGAAGAUAAUGUUUCAACUUCCAGAACAAAGAAAACAAAGGAAGUUAUUCUGGAUUUCCUAGGUGUUCAAUAG